Molecule: messenger RNA, 3178 nt
Organism: Dermatophagoides farinae (American house dust mite)
Lineage: Eukaryota; Metazoa; Arthropoda; Arachnida; Sarcoptiformes; Pyroglyphidae
Gene: Tsp
Product: Thrombospondin
Biological process (GO): cell adhesion
Cellular component (GO): extracellular region
Molecular function (GO): calcium ion binding
Source: RefSeq, a predicted model, not a curated record
UCGAUAUUUUGUAUGCGAACAUUGUUUGAAUGUGCGUGAUUCAUUGUUCAUUGAAUUAAUACAGCAUAAUGUAUUUGUUAUCGAAAAUUAUCAUCACAUUUAUCUGGUUGAUGGUGGUUGCUUUGUAUCAUUAUGAUUGUGGCCCAUCAUACACUUAUGAUCCCGAUUUAGCAAACGAAUUACAAAGUUUAUUGCAAACGAAUCCGAAUGAUUUAAACAUUUUUUUUCGUUGGGCAUACACCGUUCAAGAGAAAAAAACAAUCGAUGUCUUGUUUGAAUUACGAUGCGAUCUAUACAAACUACGCGUUCUCUACCAUUAUCCAGAAUCUCGAGUUAUAUUGAAAAAAUUACCUAGUAGUAGAACGAAAAGUUCGUUACAACGAGAUUCAUUAUAUUCAAAUUUUUCCGUACAAAUUUAUUUUUAUCGGCGAUCUGAUGAUUGUUUUGAAAUCGGUCAUUUCAUCAUACCUAUACGUGAAAUCGAUCGAAUUGGACGACCUAGAGGUUCAAUCGAUAUAGUUCGUAAUCGAAAAUUUUACAUUGAAUUCAGCGAUUCCAAUUAUGGACCUAGAACUGCCAAUUUUCGUUGUUCAUAUCAAAAUUCAACCUUAUCUACGACUACGACUACAACUACGACAACUGCCGCGCCAACAAAAACUGUGACAAUUUCCUCAAAGUCUCAAUCAAUAGCAGUGAUCAAAGCAAAAAGUCAAAACCCAUUGUCCAAUGAAUAUUUUGAUCAUAUUAAUUCGAUUCUAGCUGAACAUACAACAAUUCUGACCGAACAACGCCAACGAAUCAUUAUGUUGGAAGAACAAUUAUCCAAAUGUUGUCAAACGACAUGUGAUAACAUUUGCGUCUCUAUUAGCCACUGCCAUGGUCAUCAUCACCAUCAAUCAUCAUAUGCAAAUUGUACAUACAUCGAACGGCCACAGCCGCCACCAAAACAAACUUGUGCUCAUAAACCAUGCUUUCAAGGUGUUCAUUGCUAUGAUGAUCCUACCAAUGGCUUUCGUUGUGGACCUUGCCCUUCCGGCUUCAAUGGUGAUGGAAUACGAUGUGAAGAUAUCGAUGAAUGUCGUUACUAUAAUCCUUGCGAUCCGAUGACAUCAUGCAUGAAUACGGCACCUGGAUUCUAUUGUAAAGACUGCCCUAGAGGAUUUCGUAGCCCAUUGAUUCGCGGUAUAGGUCUUGAACAAGCACAACAAUUACGACAAAUUUGUCAGGAUAUUGACGAAUGUCAAGAUGGCCGUAAUGGUGGCUGUGUAUCUAAUUCUUAUUGCAUCAACACAGCUGGUUCAUAUACUUGUGGCGAUUGUGUGGAUGGAUAUCAAGGCAAUCAAACUGUUGGUUGUCAUGCAAAAUCGAUCGGAACUGUAAUUUGUCCGGAUGGUUGUAUCUGCCAUCAAGAUGCCUAUUGCGUUAAACGUAAAGGAAUGAUUAGAUAUGAAUGUCAAUGCAAAAUCGGUUGGGCUGGAGAUGGAAGACUAUGCAACCUGGAUAGCGAUCUUGAUGGCUGGCCUGAUAUCGAUCUUGGUUGUUCCGAUAUAAGAUGUCGAGCGGAUAAUUGUCCUCAUAUACCGAAUAGCGGUCAAGAGGACAUAGAUCAUGAUGGCCUUGGUGAUGCUUGUGAUCCGGAUGCCGAUAAUGAUGGUAUAAUGAAUUUCAACGAUAAUUGUCCAUUAGUUUAUAAUAAAGACCAACGAGAUAGAGAUUAUCGUAAUAAAUCCACUGCUGAUAAAUACGGUGAUGCAUGUGACAACUGUCCAACGGUGCCGAAUCCUAAUCAAAUGGAUUCAGAUAAUGAUGGCAUUGGUGAUGCUUGUGAUGAUGAUGCUGAUAAUGAUGGUAUCCCAAAUACAAUAGAUAAUUGUCCAUAUGUUGCCAAUACCGAUCAGAAUGAUCGUGAUCGUGAUCGUAUCGGUGAUCUUUGCGAUAAUUGUCCAACUGUUUAUAAUCCUGAUCAAUUGGAUGCUGAUAAAGAUUUUGUAGGCGAUGCUUGCGACAAUAAUAACGAUAAAGAUUCGGACGGUAUUCAGGAUAAUCGAGAUAAUUGUCCAGAAAUUGCCAAUGCUGAUCAAUUGGAUUCGGAUGAUGAUGGUCUUGGUGAUGUAUGUGAUUUCGAUAAAGACAAUGAUGGUGUAUUCGAUCAUCAGGAUAAUUGCCCAUUAGUAUAUAAUCCUGAUCAACGAGAUACAAAUCAUACAAGCGUUGGCGAUGCUUGUCGUGGUGAUUUUGAUGGUGAUGGCGUUCCAGACAUAUUGGAUGUUUGUCCAGAUAAUCGUAAAAUUUAUUCUACAGAUUUUCGAUCCUAUCAGAUGAUUGCAUUGGAUCCAAAAGGUACAUCUCAAGAUGAUCCCGAAUGGAUCAUAUUCAACAAAGGUGCUGAAAUAUUACAGACAAAGAAUAGUGAUCCAGGAUUGGCAGUCGGAUUUCAUGCAUUCGGUGGUGUCGAUUUUGAAGGCACCUUGUAUAUUGAUGAAGUCGAAGAUAAUGAUUAUGUAGGAUUCGUAUUCAGCUAUCAAGAUAAUUCACAUUUCUAUGUAAUGAUGUGGAAAAAAGCCGAACAAUUAUAUUGGGAAUCUAAACCGAUGCGAGCAUUUGCUGAACCGGGUAUUCAGUUGAAAUUGGUUCAUUCACCAUUAGGACCAGGUGAAUAUCUGAGAAAUGCUUUAUGGAAUACGGAUUCAACACCCGGUCAUGUGAAACUAUUGUGGAAAGAUCCAAGAAAUAUUGGUUGGCGUGAACGUACUCCAUAUCGAUGGCUACUAUUACAUCGGCCAAAAAUUGGCUUAAUAAGACUGCGUGUUUUCGAAAAAGAACGCCUUGUUGCCGAUUCUGGCAAUAUAUUCGAUGUUUCUUUGAAAGGUGGCAGAUUGGGUGUGUUUGUUUUUUCCCAAAAAGCUGUCAUAUGGUCUAAUCUAGUGUAUCGAUGUAAUGAAGCUAUCCCAGAAUUAAUUUACGAUCGAUUAUCAACGGAAUAUCAGCGUCAAGUAGAAAUCGAUACAAGCCGUACGUCAAUCAUGAUACAAGAAGAUAUUAUUGGUAAUCAUCUUUAAAUCUGAAUUUGAAUAAAUGAGCCAACUCAUAAAAAUUUAAAUUUGAUGCAAAUAAUAUGUUAGGAAAAAGUAUGGACUUAAACGAAUAAUUUAUUCAAGAUUUUCAAAAAAUUCAAUUG